Hippoglossus stenolepis (Pacific halibut) is the source of this 974-nucleotide messenger RNA. RefSeq names its product insulin. Bases 346 to 681 code for a protein of 111 amino acids. Gene Ontology annotation, cellular component: extracellular region. The record is from RefSeq and is a predicted model, not a curated record. NCBI's taxonomy places the organism in Eukaryota, Metazoa, Chordata, Actinopteri, Pleuronectiformes, Pleuronectidae. The transcript has 3 exons. Gene Ontology annotation, molecular function: hormone activity.
CCUGUCAUCGGUGACAGUCAGGACACCAACAGCAGGGGGUUGAAAUGGGUAUCACUCUGGGUGCCUUCUCAACUUUAUCCCAACUCUGCAGUUGGUAUGCACUCGGUUAACUGACUUAGUGCCACUCACGAGCAGAUCAGCGUGCUCACGGGUCAGUGUGUUACUGAGAGGACCAUGGCUUUUUCCGCUGAGACCAACAAAGGCCAGGUGGACGUGGGGAGUUAUAAAGGGGAAAGGUGGCCAAGUGGAGAUGUUCUCUGUACCGGUGUAGUCCUGUAGGCCCUUUUCAUUAGUGGCUACAAGCUGCUCUGCUGCACCAAGGCCUCUAACCCAGGUCUCUGUCCUAUGGCCAGGGUACCAUGUGCGGUGUCCUUGAUGCUGCUGCUUGUGCUCUACUCCCACGGGGUGUCACCAGCCCCCGCCCAGCACCUGUGUGGCUCCCACCUGGUGGACGCCCUCUACUUUGUGUGUGGGGAACGGGGGUUUUUCUUCAGUCCAAACCGACUCUACAAGCGGGAUCUGGAACAUCUGCUCGGGUUCCUGUCAAAAAGAGCCAGACAAGAGCACCAGCCGCGGAGGACUCUGUCUGGUCGCAUUGAGCCCAAGGUGAAGAGAGGCAUCGUGGAGCAAUGCUGCCAUAAGCCAUGCAGCAUUCACCACCUUGAAGGCUACUGCAACUGACUCGCCACUCCACGAUGAGCAACAUUCAUAGCUUGUAAAAAAAAAAGAAAAAAGUCCUGAAGUCAAUUUCUGGCCCAAUACUUGCUGGCUAUGUCUUAUCAAAUGAAGGAAAUAAAGCUUCAUGACCCAUAACCCAAGGCUCUUCUUUGCAAAGAUGUGAAUUGUGGGCUUGUAGCUGGUAUAUAGAGUGGGUGAUAGAUGGGCUGUCAUAGCCCUCUGUUGUGCCACAACCUGCGGCUGCAGUCCUAGAGUGCACUCUACUGGCCGAGGACGGACAUGGCCAAGAAGACCCA